CUCAGUGUGGCGCAGGACUUGUUCUCUCGCUUGCACUCUGCUCUCACUGCCUCGCUGCGAGUGCUAGACAAAUAUGCAUGAAGAAAAAAAACGCUCACGAGUCACGACCGACCAAUGCAAAAGCGAAGCCCUCAGUCCCACAGAACAUCCCUUCGGACCUCUCCCCUGCGGAUAUAACCGCGGUUCUGCCAAAAGACAGACACAAAGGAACGACGGGUAUGAAUUCGUUUUCAACAGGGAGCUGAAACUGGACAGUCAACACGGAUGAGCCCUGUCUCACUCACUCCUCUUCAUGCCUUCAUGACGUGCGUUUCUCCUUUUGUUCAGUCAACAAUUAAUCUGAGACCAACGCUCGAUGACCGAACGUGGUCCAUAUUUUUCACAGCUGUAAUUGCUUUACACGUUUUGAGAUCGGCUACCUGGACUUGACAAGACAGCACAGAAGCAGUGUUUCCGAACACCGUCCAAUGAUCGAGACUUUUCUUGGGGAAAAGAGAAGCAUCUUGGUGACUCAUAGGCUACUCUUGAUUUAUUUGCUUUAUGUUGACUCUUACUGAGAAUUCGUGCGCGCCUGACUUCAAUGUGGGAAUCCUGCGUUUUUUGCAUUCCGCCUUUUGGAUGGUGAUAACCACGCGACAGCAAAUCCCGCGCUGGUUUCCCGCACGUUUGGGCAGUUAGUCGUUAAAUUGCUAUUACUUGCUAAUGCCAGGUGUAUUGGAGAUGCCACAGGUGCAUGGUAUGGGUUUUAUAUGAAGCAGAUGCUCAAAGAUCACAUAUUAUUCAGUGUAUGAAUAUGAACGAGUACAUGAUUCUUUUGCGUGUGUUUUUUAAUCAGCUUGGAUAGAUAGUUGAAUACGGUUGUGAGGUGAAGUAAUUUACCUGCCUUCUGAACUGCAAACAACUUCAAUGUCCCUCCGCAUUCUGUAUAGCUAUUAACCCAGACUGUAACACAAUGGACCUCAAAGUAGAAUCUGAAGAAAUGGACUGCAAAAAGCCACCCGCUAUUGAGAUUUUUGCUCACAACUCAACGCUGCACGGAAUUUCGCACAUCUUCACCUAUGAGCGAGUCUGCGUCAAGCGCAGUCUGUGGGUCGUGUUCUUCCUGGGCUCCUUGACUUUAUUACUGUUUGUGUGCGUGGACCGAAUACACUUCUACCUGGAGUAUCCGCAUGUCACCAAACUGGACGAGAUCUCGACCCCGAUGAUGGUAUUCCCCGCUGUCACGUUCUGCAACCUAAACUUUUUCCGCUUCAGUCACGUGACGCGCAAUGACCUGUACCACGCAGGGGAGCUGCUCGCGCUGCUCAACCAGAGGUAUGAGAUUAGGGACACCCACCUGGUGGAGGACAGUGUUCUGGAGGCCCUGAAGGACAAAGCUGACUUCCACAACUUCAAGCCCCGCCCAUUCAACAUGCGCGAGUUCUAUGACCGCACAGGACAUGACAUCAAGGACAUGUUGCUGGCGUGUCACUUCCGGGGGGCCGAGUGCAGUGCCGAGGACUUCCAAGUGGUGUUCACUCGCUAUGGGAAGUGUUACACAUUCAACGCGGGGGGUGAGGGCCGCACCCCUCUCAUAACUACCAAGGGAGGGAUGGGUAACGGGCUGGAGCUCAUGCUGGACAUUCAGCAGGAUGAGUACCUCCCAGUGUGGGGAGAGACGGAUGAGACCACGUUUGAGGCUGGGAUCAAAGUUCAGAUCCACAGUCAGGAGGAGCCUUCCUUCAUCGACCAGCUGGGCUUCGGGGUGGCACCUGGGUUCCAGACCUUUGUUUCCUGCCAGGAACAACGGCUGAUAUACUUGCCCCCACCCUGGGGGGACUGUAAGGUGACACGGAUAGACUCAGAAUUCUUUGAGUCCUACAGCAUCACCGCCUGCCGUAUCGACUGUGAGACGCGCUACCUGGUGGAGAACUGUAACUGUCGCAUGGUACAUAUGCCUGGAGAUGCCCCAUACUGCACCCCUGAGCUGUACAAAGAGUGUGCUGAUCCAGCUCUCGACUUCCUGGUGGAGAGAGACAAUGAUUUUUGUGUGUGUGAGACACCGUGCAACAUGACCAGAUACAGCAAAGAGCUGUCCUUUGUCAAGAUCCCCAGCAAGGCCUCUGCCAAGUAUCUGGCCAAGAAAUACAACAAGUCAGAGCAAUACAUAGCUGACAAUAUCCUUGUUCUGGACAUCUUCUUUGAGGCUCUAAACUAUGAGAUGAUCGAACAGAAGAAAGCCUAUGAAGUAGCAGGACUUUUAGGUGAUAUUGGUGGUCAGAUGGGUCUUUUCAUUGGAGCCAGUCUCCUUACUAUUCUGGAGUUGUUUGACUACAUCUAUGAGGUGAUAAAGUACAAGCUCUGUCGAAGCUCAGAGAAGAAACACAAGCACAGCAACAACGACCAGGGAGCUGUUCUGAGCCUGGACGAUGUGAAAUGUCACUCUCUCCGUGACAAUUCUCAUCCACCUCCUCCAUACUCUGCCAAUAUGCUACCUUAUCACACAGAGCGGAGCAACUCAGAGGACUUCACCUGCUGAGCCAAUUAGAACACAAGGUAGUAAGGAAGUGGAGCAUUUCAGUUUCAUUCAAAAGUAGACAGAUGUCAGAGUAUAAAGCUUAUUUGUACAGAAUCUUGAUGAUGGGUAAUGCGUAACACUUCAAUAGCACUUAGAUCUCCACUGGUGCAAGAUUAGUGAUAGCCACGUGUAGCUUGCUUGAUGAUAAUUACUGCAGCCCACAACGUCAUGAAACUGGCUAUUUCAUCCCAUGUAUACUGAGCAAAAAUAUAAACUAAACAUGCAACAAUUUCAACGAUUUUACUGAGUUACAGUUCAUAUAAGGAAAUCAGUCAAUUGAAAUAAAUUUAUUAGGCCCUAAUCUACAAAUUUCACAUGACUGGGCAGGGGAGCAGCCAUGGGUGGGCAUGGGAGGGCAUAGACCACCAACUUGGGAGCAAGACCCAGCCAAUCAGAAUACAGAAAUACUCCUCAGUUUCAUCAGCUGUCUGGGUGGCUGGUGUCAGAUCAUCCUGCAGGUGAAGAAGCCGUAUGUGAAGGUCCUGGGCUGGCGUGGUUGCACGUUGUCUGUGGUUGUGAGGCCAGUUGGUCGUACUGACAAAUUCUCUUAAACAACGUUGGAGGCAGCUUAUGGUUGAGAAAUGAACAUUCAAUUCUCUCGCAACAGCUCUGGUGGACUUUCCUGCAAUUAGCAUGCCAAUUGCAUGCUCCCUCAAAACUUGAGACAUCUGUGGCAUUGUGUUAUGUGACAAAACUGCACAUUUUAGUGGCCUUUUAUUGUCCGCAGCACAAGGUACACCUCUGUAAUAACCAUGCUUGUUUAAUCUGCUUCUUGAUAUGCCACACCUGUCAGGUGGAUGGAUUAUAUUGGCAAAUAAGAAAUGCUCACUAAAAAGAAUGUAAACAAAUUGUGCACAAAAUUUGAGAGAAGUACGCUUUUUGUGCAUAUGGAACAUUACUGUGAUUUUUUAUUUCAGCUCAUGAAACAUGGGACCAACACUUUACAUGUUGCAUUAUAUUUUUGUUCAGUACAAAAUACAAUGGUUCUUGUAUCUUCUGAGAAUGUAAUUUUACUCGGGCUACAUGUAGAUAUAGAAACCAGGACUAAGGGAUUUUGGCUUUGGGUGUGUGAUGGUGGGAAAUGUCCUCUGAUCGACUUGUAGAUAUUGGUUGAAUGUGUGAUGAGAUCUUCAGGCUCACCACUGGGUUGCAUGUAUGUCAACAUAAACCGUGUGUUUUCUGUAAGCAGUAUAUUGGCAUGUUUGUCCAUGUUACAUCUGUUGUCUGUUUAUGUGUAUGGUUGUGUGUGUGUGGGUGGGGGACGGGGGACG
This is a messenger RNA of Salmo salar (Atlantic salmon), 3828 nucleotides long. The record is from RefSeq and is a predicted model, not a curated record. Lineage: Eukaryota; Metazoa; Chordata; Actinopteri; Salmoniformes; Salmonidae.